AUGCAUCACAACAACAGACCAGAUUCAGCAGCUUCAUCAUCUUCAUCAUCAUCAUCAUCAUCAUCACCUUAGUCAUCUUCACCACCUUCACCAUCUUCAUCAUCUUCAAUAUCUUCAAUAUCUUCAUCACCUUCAUCACCUUCAUCUUCACCACCUUCACCACCUUCAUCAUCUUCGUCAUCUUCGUCACCUUCAUCAUCUUCAAUAUCUUCAUCACCUUUGUCACCUUCAUCUUCAUCACCUUCACCACCUUCAUCACCUUCAUCUUCACCACCUUCAUCACCUUCAUCAUCUUCAAUAUCUUCAUCACCUUCAUCACCUUUGUCACCUUCAUCUUCAUCACCUUCAUCACCUUCAUCUUCACCACCUUCACCACCUUCAUCAUCUUCGUCAUCUUCAUCACCUUCAUCAUCUUCAAUAUCUUCAACACCUUCAUCACCUUCAUCACCUUCAUCUUCACCACCUUCACCACCUUCAUCAUCUUCGUCAUCUUCAUCAUCUUCGUCAUCUUCAUCAUCUUUGUCACCUUCACCACCUUCAUCAUCAUCUUUGUCAUCUUCGUCACCUUCACCACCUUCGUCGUCUUCAUUACUUACCUCACCUUCAUCAUCUUCAUCAUCUUCAUCACCUUCGUCACCUUCGUCUUCAUCACCUUCGUCACCGUCAUCUUCAUCACCUUCAUUGUCUUCAUCAUCUUCAUCAUCAUCACCAUCAUCUUCAUCCUCAUCACCUCCGUCAUCUUCAUCACCUUCAUCAGCUUCACCAUCAUCAUCUUCAUCCUCAUCACCUCCGUCAUCUUCAUCACCUUCAUCAGCUUCAUCAUCAUCAUCUUCAUCCUCAUCACCUCCGUCCCCUUCAUCACCUUCAUCAGCUUCAUCAUCAUCAUCUUCAUCCUCAUCACCUCCGUCCCCUUCAUCACCUUCAUCAGCUUCAUCAUCAUCAUCUUCAUCCUCAUCACCUCCGUCAUCUUCAUCACCUUCAUCAUGGGGAAGCUGGUGAGAGGGUUUAUGUAAAGUGUUCAGAGUCCUGUAGUCCUCGACCCAAAGCGCAUGUUUUUCUGAUCGUCUCUCUGCAGUGGAGGUCUGUGGUUCUCCUCAAACAUCUCUGCGCUUUAUUCACACCGAGCCAGAGCUACAGCGUUUCUGUUUGGAGAAAUAUUGUUAUGCUUCUGGCGUGUUUGUAAUAAUAUCACUGAGGAGGUCUGAAAUCUGGAUGAGAUCAGGCUCUGAAUCACUGAGUGUUUUCAGACCGAAAGGCCUUGAUCAAUGCUAUGAAUGCACUA
Molecule: messenger RNA, 1282 nt
Organism: Puntigrus tetrazona (Sumatra barb)
Lineage: Eukaryota; Metazoa; Chordata; Actinopteri; Cypriniformes; Cyprinidae
Exons: 2
Source: RefSeq, a predicted model, not a curated record